Molecule: messenger RNA, 504 nt
Organism: Salarias fasciatus (jewelled blenny)
Lineage: Eukaryota; Metazoa; Chordata; Actinopteri; Blenniiformes; Blenniidae
Gene: nanos2
Product: nanos homolog 2
Exons: 1
Coding region: 1-504 (167 amino acids)
Molecular function (GO): zinc ion binding; RNA binding
Source: RefSeq, a predicted model, not a curated record
AUGCAGACUCCAUUCAGCAUCCCGGUUCCGAUCCAGUCCGGCGGCCGCAGCUUCGACAUGUGGCGGGACUACUUGAAGCUGGGAGCGCUGCUGUGCGCCCGGCGGGAGGCUGACGGCGGGGACCCGGAUCGGCCCAGAGAGACGGAACCGGGGCCGCGGGCCAGCAUCCAGACCCCACCUCGGGGCAGCAGGGGCAGGAGGUCCGCGGGGACCAGCUCGGCCAGCAGCCAGUCGGGGGACAGCAGCAGCAGCAGCAGCGGCAGCAGCAGCAGCGGGACCUGCGGGGACUACUGCCGCUUCUGCAGGCAGAACGGGGAGACCCUCGCGGUGUACCGCUCACACAGGCUCAAGUCCGACUCCGGGAGAGUCACCUGCCCCAUCCUGCGGAGCUACACCUGCCCCACGUGCGGAGCCUCCGGGGAUGACGCGCACACGCGCCGGUACUGUCCGCAGGCGCGGCGCCUGGAGGCUGGCGGGAUGCUGCCAGGCUCCAGCCUGGGGUGA